Molecule: messenger RNA, 1377 nt
Organism: Recurvomyces mirabilis
Lineage: Eukaryota; Fungi; Ascomycota; Dothideomycetes; Mycosphaerellales; Teratosphaeriaceae
Exons: 4
Coding region: 1-1377 (458 amino acids)
Cellular component (GO): cytoplasm
Molecular function (GO): calcium-dependent phospholipid binding; calcium ion binding
Source: RefSeq, a predicted model, not a curated record
AUGUCCUAUUACAAUCAAGGUCCUCCGCAAGGCCCACCAGGCGGCUAUCAACAGUCUAAUCAACCUUAUCCUCAGCAAGGAGGUGGCUAUCCGCCUCAACAACCUUAUGGACAGGCCCCUCCUAUGAACCAAGGAGGAUAUCCUCCACAGCCAUAUGGACAACCACCCAUGAACCAGGGCUAUCCCCCGCAACAUGGACAAUCGCCAUACCCACCUCAAGGUGCUCCUCCCGGUGGCCCACCGCCAGGACAGUAUGGUGCGCCACCGCCUGGACAAUAUGGUUCUGGGCCACCGCCGGGACAAUAUGGCUCUGCGCCGCCAAACCCAGCUUAUGGUGGUUCCGGAUAUGGCCCACCCCAGGGACAGUACGGUGGCGGACCUCCUGCCCCCCCAAGUGCUCCGUCUCCUGGCUAUAUUCCCGGACAGCAGUCACAUAUGGACAUGACGCGAGCAGCUGACGAACUUCGAGCGGCAAUGAAAGGCUUUGGAACAGAUGAGAAGGUGUUGGCACGGGUCAUAGGAUCGUUGGGUCCUCUCGAAAUCAAUGGCGUCAAAUCAGCUUUCGCUGCGAAACAUCGUCGCGAUCUCGUCAAGGAUGUUCAUUCGGAGACGUCAGGUCACUUCCGUGACGGCUUAGAAGCUUGUCUUCGUGGACCAUUGGACCAAGAUUGCCACGAGCUGUACGAGUCUAUCAAGGGCAUGGGUACUAAAGAGAGUGCUAUGAACGAUGUCCUCCUAGGAAGGAGCAAUGCCGACUUGAAUGCCAUCAAGCAGCACUAUCAACACAAGUAUCGGCGUACAGUCGAAGCUGAUGUCAAGGGUGACCUCUCCGCCAAGACUGAACGAAUGUUCGAUAUGGUCAUGGCGGCGCGCAGGAAUGAAGAGUCUGCACCAAUCAUUCCGCAGCAGAUCGAUGCCGAUAUUCAGGACAUCUAUCGUGCCACCGAAGGCAGAGCUGGAACAGAUCAGAUCGUCGUCUGUCAGAUCCUGACAUCCCGAAGUACUGGUCAGCUUCGUGCCAUAGCCACACAGUAUCGCCAAAAGUAUCAUCGAGGACUGGACGAAGUCAUCAAAAAUGAAAUGUCCGGACAUAUGGAACAAACUUUGUGCUACCUUGUCACUGCUGCUGAGGAUCCCGCGAAACAUGACGCGGACCUGCUCGAAGACGCUAUGCGUGGCAUGGGCACGAACGACUCGGCACUGAUCCGUCGUAUCGUAAUGAUUCACUGGAACCCAGAUCGUCUCCAACAAUGCAAAGCUGCCUACCGCCACUUCUACAAGAAGGAUCUUGCUGACAGGAUUCGUUCUGAGACCAGAGGCGAUUACGAGAAGCUGAUGCUGGCAUGUAUCGGCACACCACCAGCUUUUGGGCGUUGA